Anguilla rostrata (American eel) is the source of this 1414-nucleotide messenger RNA. RefSeq names its product growth arrest and DNA-damage-inducible, gamma interacting protein 1 (gene gadd45gip1). Gene Ontology annotation, cellular component: mitochondrion; nucleus. The transcript has 2 exons. NCBI's taxonomy places the organism in Eukaryota, Metazoa, Chordata, Actinopteri, Anguilliformes, Anguillidae. Bases 71 to 772 code for a protein of 233 amino acids. The record is from RefSeq and is a predicted model, not a curated record.
AAGCAAAUUGGCAGUUCGUUGGUCGCCUAUCACAAGAGAAGGGUCCUUAAACUGACGACUGGGAAGGAAAAUGGCGGCCUCCGUUCUUUGCAGGAGGUUGGCGUUGCCUGGGGUUUUUAGAGGGAUUUCCGCUACUAACUCUUUAAAUCCUGGUACACCACUAUGUGGGUCCUUAUUACAGAUUGCAAACUACAAUCCAAAGCCUCUAAAACUAAAUAUCAAGGACCCUUACAUCCCUGACAAAGGGAGCGAGAAGACCCCUGAAUGGCAAAAGACAACCAAGUAUGACCGCAAGCUGUUCGGACGGUACGGUUCGGCCUCUGGCGUUGAUAUGGCAAAACUGUGGCCCGGUCCGGAUGAGUUGGAAGCGUUGAUUGCUGAGGAGAAAGAAUGGCACCCACCUCUGGAGCAGAUUCUGUCAAACGUCACCGCAAAGGAAAAUGAGAAGGCGAAGAAACGUCUGGCCAGAGAAAAGCUGAUUGCCACUAAUAUGGCAAACAUGCCCAAGAUGGUGGCGGAUUGGCGACGGGAAUCACGCGAAGAAAAACUGAAGAAGAAAGAGGAGAAAGCCCGACGGGACCUGUUGCUCGCUGAGGCUAGAGCGCGUUACGGCUACGCACUGGACCCACGCAGUGCCAAAUUCCAGGAAAUGUUGAAGGAAAUCGAAAAGGAAGAAGCAAAGAAAAGAAAACUACUAAAACGUCGGAAGAGAGAAGAGGAACGGGCUUCAGCGGCUGGCCCCGAUGCUCCUACUGCCGUCCCCAAUAGCUAGCUAUGCAACUGUGUGCGCUAGCGGGCUAUUGAUGUUAAUAUAUGAUUGAGUUGACUUCCGACGGGUUUUGUAUAUAGAGAACUUUGACAUGUUUCCUAAUAUAAAAGUAAUUAUAUUCGCCUUUUUUUUUCAACAGCUCUCAGUUAAAAUACACUUGCUUGUAGUCAGGGUUGUCCAUACUGUUGUUAAUCCCCAGGGUAAUGUCAUGUGGUUCAGUGUUUUUCAAUCCCGGUCCUGGAAACCCACUGUGUCUGCUGGUUUUUUUUUUUAGUAAAAACCAUAGUUUAUUUCAGCAACCUUAACUGAUCCCUUGGAGAAACCCAGAUCCUUACUUCAUGAGUGUCAAACCCCUGUCCGGUAGAGCCACAACUGCCGAGUGGUUUUAGGCGUGUUUCAGCCGGAGUGAUUAAGUAACUGAUUGGCUGAAGCACGCGUGGAUAACUCUAGUCCUGGAGGACUGGGCUGUGUGAUGGUUUUGUUCCAAACACAUAGCUUAAUUUUUCUGGCAGAUCUAUAAACUAUGAGUGCAGUGAAAUCUUCAGGAUGCCUUUGCCGUCUACAGCUGUAGUUGGUGCUUAUACAACUGUCAGAUCCAGAUACGAUUUAACUAAUCAAAUAAAGAGUGGAACUUCGCACCCUUGA